AUGGAGCUGGGCCUGGAGAAAGCGGACCUGCUGAUGCGCGGGCAGAGGCGGGGAGGAGAGAGCCGGGUGUCGGGAGGCCGAGGAGGGGGCGGAAGCCAGAGGAGCGCCUUCCGAGCUGGGAUCCAGCCCGCCCUGCGGUGCGUCCAGGGCGCCUCCGCUGACCACUGCGUCCAGCUCAUCACGGCUGGGGAGGCAGAUGCCAUCACUCUGGAUGGAGGAGCCAUUUAUGAGGCGGGGAAGGAGCACGGCCUGAAGCCCGUGGUGGGUGAAGUGUAUGAUCAAGAGGUUGGUACCUCCUACUAUGCAGUAGCCGUGGUCAAGAGGAGCUCCAACCUGACCAUCAACACCCUGAAGGGCGUGAAGUCCUGCCACACGGGCAUCAACAGGACGGUGGGCUGGAACGUGCCCGUGGGCUACCUGGUGGAGAGCGGCAGCCUCUCGGUGAUGGGCUGCGACGUGCUCAGAGCUGUCAGCGAGUAUUUUGGGGGCAGCUGCGUCCCCGGGGCAGGAGAGACCAGUUAUUCCAAAUCCCUCUGUCGCCUCUGCCGGGGCAACGCGGCUGGGGAGGGCGUGUGUGACAAGAGCCCCCUAGAGAGAUACUACGACUACAGCGGGGCCUUCCGGUGCCUGGCGGAAGGGGCCGGGGACGUGGCCUUCGUGAAGCACAGCACGGUGCUGGAGAACACGGACGGAAAAACCCUGCCCUCCUGGGGCCAGGAGCUGCUGUCACGGGACUUUCAACUGCUCUGCCUGGAUGGCAGCCGGGCCGACGUCACCGGAUGGAGACACUGCCACCUGGCCCGGGUACCCGCUCACGCCGUGGUCGUCCGGGCCGACACAGACGGAGGCCUCAUCUUCCGGCUGCUCAACGAAGGCCAGCGUCUGUUCAGCCAUGAGAACAGUAGUUUCCAGAUGUUCAGCUCUGAGGCCUAUGGCCAGAAGAACCUGCUCUUCAAAGACGCCACCUCUGAGCUGGUGCCCAUCGCCACACAGACCUACGAGGCAUGGCUGGGCCCUGAGUACCUGCGCGCCAUGAAGGGUCUCCUCUGUGACUCCAACCGGCUGCCCCGCUACCUGCACUGGUGUGUGCUGUCCACUCCUGAGAUCCAGAAGUGUGGGGACAUGGCUGUGGCCUUCAGCCGGCAGGCGCUCAGGCCGGAGAUCCAGUGUGUGUCGGCCGAGUCCCCCCAGCACUGCAUGGAACAGAUCCAGGACAUCCCCGUGGGCGCCCUCGUGCGGAGGGGCUUCAUCCAGCCCAGGGACUGCGACGUGCUCACAGCCGUGAGCGAGUUCUUCAGCGCCAGCUGCGUUCCCGUGAACAACCCCGGGCGCUACCCGUCUUCGCUGUGUGCGCUCUGCGUGGGGGACGAGCAGGGCCGCAACAAGUGUGUGGGCAACAGCCAGGAGAGGUACUUCGGCUACAGCGGCGCCUUCAGGUGCCUGGCUGAGAGCGCGGGGGACGUCGCCUUUGUCAAGCACACGACUGUCUUUGACAACACAGAUGGCCACAAUUCGGAGCCCUGGGCUGCUGAGCUCCGGUCGGAGGACUAUGAGCUGCUGUGUCCCAAUGGGGCCCGGGCUGAGGUAUUUCAGUUCAAAGACUGCAACCUGGCACAGAUGCCGGCCCACGCCGUCAUGGUGCGGCCAGACACCAACGUCUUUGCCGUGUAUGGACUGCUGGACAAGGCCCAGGGCCUGUUUGGAGAUGACCACAAUAAGAAUGGGUUCAAAAUGUUCGACUCCUCCGACUAUCAUGGCCAAGAUCUGCUUUUCAAGGACGCCACCAUCCGGGCGGAGCCCGUGGGGCAGAGAACCACCUACCUCGAGUGGCUGGGCCCCGACUACGUGGCGGCUCUGGAAGGGAUGCUGGCGCAGCAGUGCUCGCGUGCAGGCCUCACUGCCUACCCUGGGCGAGCCUCCCUUCCCUUGGAAUGGAAACCGACCCAGAAACCUCUAUAA
Myotis davidii is the source of this 1959-nucleotide messenger RNA. It is a transcript of the gene MELTF, whose product is annotated as melanotransferrin. The coding region runs from base 1 to 1959 and encodes 652 amino acids. Lineage: Eukaryota; Metazoa; Chordata; Mammalia; Chiroptera; Vespertilionidae. Gene Ontology annotation, cellular component: recycling endosome; plasma membrane; early endosome. The record is from RefSeq and is a predicted model, not a curated record. Gene Ontology annotation, biological process: iron ion transport. The transcript is spliced from 15 exons.